UAACAAUGCAGCGAGUGUCCAACUUUGUGCUGCAUUUCUGAUCCUGCUGCAGUCUGCGGAGAAAAUGGAGGCUGGUUUCAUCAUAUUUACCCUCUUUCUCCGUCCUCACUGAGCUCCUCGGGUUUUUCUACGCACUCAUCAACCGAGAAACAGGAUUUACUCUCAAAACCGAGCUUAUUCCCACUCCUUCUAUCCCAUGGCGGAGACUGGCAGCAUCAUGGUCUGGCUGCGCGGCGCCCUCGUGACCGGCUGCAUUUCCUGGAAUAAGCUGGAACCUGAGCCUUGAAAGCCACACCAUUGCAUGCCUGUAGGACCUCACCUUCAUCCAGCAUCUACAGAAUCUCCAGAAUCACAAAGACAGACACAAACAAACAAACAGAUUACUCCCAAAUCUUGGCUCCUGUUUUUUUCCCAGCCAGUUUAAAAGGAUCUUUUUUGGAGGGAGUUUUUCUUGGUGUGCUUCCCUUUUUAGAGUAGGUGCCUGCCCUGGGCACUGAGGCCAUGAGGCCCAAGACUUUCCCAGCGGCCCCGUAUGUGGGCAACACUCGGCAGAGGCUCCUGGAGAUCAAGGAGGGUCUGAAGCAGCCUGCCAAGCUGGUGAGCCAGGCGCUGCACGGCGGCAGCUCGCGGUCCGACGGCAGCAGAGCGGCCGACUGCAAGAGCGGGAAAGACGCGGCCAGCCGGCAGCAGCAACUCAGACCCCCGCAGAAGUUCAACAACUACCAGAAUGCCCUGCGAGAAAUCCGCAAGUCCCUCAGGCCGUUCGAGUUUGGCCCUUCUUCCGGGUCGGGGCACCCUGCAGGGCCCGGGGAGGUGAACCGGCAGAUGCUGCAGGAGUUGGUGAACACCGGCUGUGACCAGGAGAUGGCGGUGCGGGCGCUGAAGCAGACCGGAAGCAGGAACAUCGAAGCGGCCUUAGAGUACAUCAGCAAAAUGAGUUACCUCGACCCUCGCAAUGAACUCAUCGUCCGCGUCAUCAAGCAGACUUCACCAGGAAAAGCUGGGAUGCCAAACUCGAUGGACCACCGCCCUGCGUUAGAGGCUCAAGGUGAGGCUGGGGGCCUGUCUCCCUACCACCCGAUGUACGAGGGUGCAGGAGGCUACGGCCCUGAGGGGGAGAUGUCCAGACCCUACAUGAGCGCUCCCCCUGUAAUGAACUACAUGAUGCCCCCGUCUGGUGCACCUCAGGGCCCGGCCAUGGGAAACCCGAUGGGACGUCCUCCCAGUAUGGGCUCCUACCCCCCAGUGAUGGCCCCGCAGAACAACCCCGCCAACAACAUGUACCCCCCAGGGGCCCAGCAGAAGGGCUACCCGGGCGGGAUGGAGCAGCACGGGCCCAUGAUGAGCUACAACGUCCCGGGCCAGCCGCUGCAGCUCCAGCCCCCGCCACCAGGGGGCCCCGUCCCCGGCCCCCACUACGACUACGGUCACGGCAGGCCUCACAUGAUGGAGCCCUCGGGGUACGGAGUCAAGAGGACCGCCUCCUUCCAGAACAAGAUGGCCCCGCCCCCCAUGGCGCCCCAAGACAACUACGUCAACAUGCAGGGGAAGAACAUUCCAGGGGGAGGAGGGGGAGGGUACCCCGCUAACCUGUACCUGCCCCCCCACUCACACCCACGCCAGGCCUCCCCCACCUCCCAUCAGGUCCACAUGAUGUCCCGCUCCCCAGGCGGCGUUGCAUCCAUGGGCCCCGACUUCUCCGAUAUGCCCCAGGGCUUGAUGACACCAUCCAGGGCCAGCUUGAACCUGGACCUCUACGAGCAUCACUGGGCGGGGCCUCCAGGUCCUGAAGGAGCCCCUCAAGCCAGGCAGACCCAGCCUCAAGGCCCAUUCAGGGGGGAGGUGCGAGUCCCCAGCAGAACCAACUCCUUCAACAGUCGCUCUGCAGGGCCAAAUGGUGUUCGACCUGCGAUGGCUGCACCUCCAUCAGCCGGCAAACAGGACCCCUCGUUGGGCCCUCCGAACACCAUCACAGCCGUAACAUCCCCGCCCAUCCAGCAGCCUGUGAAGAGCAUCCGCGUGAUGAGGCCGGAGCCCAAAACAGCUGUGGGGCCCUGUCACCCCAGCUGGAUGACGGCUCAGGAUGCUGGGGAGCCGCUGGCCUACAUGCCGGAGGAGACCUACUCCCUGGAGCCGGCUCAGGAGCCCCGCUGCCCGCCGCCUCCAUACCCCAAAAACCUGCUCAUGUCGGGGCCAGAGGAAGCAGUGAUGUGUAGCGCUCAGGAUCACAGCAGCCCUGCAAACAGAAGCUCACGCGGCGGCAGCGGGGGGAGCGGGAAGACCGAGGAGAGCCAGCAAGUGAAGGAGAAGACGAAGGUGGGCAAGGGAGAGAAAGCGGUGAAAGACAAGAAGCAGAUCCAGACCUCCCCCGUCCCCGUGAGGAAGAACGGACGGGAUGAGGAGAAGAGGGAGUCGCGCAUCAAGACCUACUCGCCUUUCGCCUUCAAGUUCUACAUGGAGCAGCACAUAGAGAACGUGAUGAAGACGCACCAGCAGAAACUGAACCGCCGGCUUCAGCUGGAGCAGGAGAUGUCCAAGGCCGGCCUGUCGGAGGCAGAGCAGGAGCAGAUGAGGAAGAUGCUGAACCAGAAAGAGUCCAACUACAACAGACUGCGCCGGGCCAAGAUGGACAAAGCCAUGUUCAUAAAACUCAAAACUCUGGGCAUCGGUGCGUUUGGUGAAGUGUGUCUGACGCGUAAAGUGGACACGGGAGCACUUUAUGCCAUGAAAACCCUGCGGAAGAAAGAUGUCCUCAACCGCAACCAGGUGGCACAUGUGAAAGCAGAGCGCGACAUCCUGGCGGAGGCAGACAAUGAGUGGGUGGUGCGUCUCUAUUACUCCUUCCAGGACCGCGACAGCCUCUACUUUGUCAUGGACUACAUCCCCGGAGGAGACAUGAUGAGCCUCCUCAUCAGGAUGGGCAUCUUCCCCGAACACCUGGCGCGCUUCUACAUCGCGGAGCUGACGCUGGCCAUCGAGAGCGUCCACAAGAUGGGCUUCAUCCACCGUGACAUCAAGCCCGACAACAUCCUCAUCGACCUGGACGGACACAUCAAGCUCACUGACUUCGGUCUGUGCACCGGCUUCCGCUGGACGCACAACUCCAAGUACUACCAGAAAGGGAGCCACGUCAGACAGGACAGCAUGGAGCCCAGUGACUUCUGGGACGAUGUGUCGAACUGUCGCUGCGGGGACCGGCUGAUGACUCUGGAGCAGCGGGCGAACCGUCAGCACCAGCGCUGCCUCGCUCACUCCCUAGUGGGAACUCCCAACUACAUCGCACCGGAAGUGCUGCUGCGCAAAGGUUACACCCAGCUGUGUGACUGGUGGAGUGUGGGAGUGAUCCUGUUUGAGAUGCUGGUGGGACAGCCGCCCUUCCUGGCCCCCACACCUACCGAGACUCAGAUAAAGGUGAUAAACUGGGAGAGCACCCUGCAGGUUCCUGCGCAGGUUAAACUGAGCCCCGAGGCCGUGGACAUCAUCGGGCGUCUCUGCUGUUCCGCGGAGGAUCGAGUUGGGUCAAACGGCGCCGGCGAGAUCAAGUCUCACCCCUUCUUCUCCCAGGUGGACUUCUCCAGCAAUCUGCGGCAGCAACCGGCACCCUACCGGCCCAAGAUCGCCCACCCGAUGGACACCUCCAACUUCGACCCCGUGGAGGAGGAGGGCGUCCCCGGGGCGUGGAGCGACAGCGAGGACAGCACCCGGGCGCUGGACAUCCUCUGCUCUCCGCACGGGAAACACCCAGAGCACGCCUUCUACGAGUUCACCUUCCGCAGAUUCUUCGACGACAACGGCUGCCCCUUCCGCUACCCGAAACCGCCCGAGGUCAGCGGGUCGACGCCAAGCACGGGCCCAGAGGAGGACGAUGAACUGGAGGAAGAGGAAGAUGACGACGAUGAGGAUGAUGAUGAGGAAGGAGAGCAGGGGGAGGGGUGUGAGCCGGUGUACGUGUAGAGCUGCAGUCUGACUUUCUGAGCGUCUUUUACGUCUAUUUAGCUCGUGACAUUGCUCUUCUCCUGUGUGCGUGUGCGUGUGUGUGUGUGUGUUGAUGCAUAUCUGCCAUGUGUGAUUGUUACAGGAGCAAGACUGGUGUACAUCACCCCCUUGUGGAAACUAUAGGGCGUUCACAAUGACUUAAAAUACAAAACUCCCCUCAUCCAGGACCAAGAGACGACAUUCUGUGUGCGUAAAGGGUGAAUCGCUUAGAAAGGAUGAAAGGAUUGAAUCAUGGGAAUGUGAGGAUGUUUGGAUCACAGACGAGAUGUCAAAUUCGAGGACUGCUUCUGGGUCUUUCCAGCGGUUUCUUGUCCCAUUCCUUCCACCCUUGUGUCUUAUGGACAACUGAAAACCCUCCGCGGUGAUCUUCUGACACAGGAGCUGCUUUAAACCCCCAUAUCAGACACAAUGUGACACCAGUUUACCCUUAGACAGUGAAGUAGGGGGGAGACUCAGAAAGCAACACGCCUCUUUCACAGCUGCUGCAAAAUAAGCUACAUUGCAUUCACGUGCGCACACACACAAACACACACGCAUCAGUACAGUUUGGGGCAGAUAAAGAAAUCUCUGCAGGGAGAUUUCAGUGUCAAUAUUUCAAGACGUUGGCUAGAAAUUCUCCCAGAUUCCUCUGAGAAACGGCCACUUGCUUUUUGAAGCAGAUAAAUCUUGAAAUGUUGGAAUUAAAUUAACUAAAUGAAAUUUGUUUAGUUGCAUCCGUCUUAUGUAUCCACAGCUGCCUCAUUCUGUGCCAACUGUAGUUCACCUUGAUGUUUUGUCCUUAAGACGGAGCCGGAUCCUUCUUCGCUCAGAGGUUACUGUUACAAAUAGCUUUGUGUUUUUAAGAUGCUUUGUUUUAUUCUAACUAACUAUUUCAAAGUGAACCUACAAAAGCAUUUUAACCCACAAAAAACACGCGUAGAGUUCAGAUAAAGAUCGAGCCUUAAUCUGUUUUACUCUAAUCAAAGACAGAGUUUAUUGAACCUGACGUUCAGUGGACUUCUGCUCGUAAAUCACACGAAGAAUUGGAUCAAGAAAGCAAGAAAAAUGUGUUUAAAUUAUACUCUUGUUUACCGAGGAGGCAGACAACACCCAGUGCUUUGUUUUAAGGAACAAACGAAUGCGUUGAAAAUCUGAGAAAUCAAAGCCAGACCCGGCCAGGACUGAACCUGCCGGGUCAGACGGUGCUGAGUUGGUUUCUCACUGAGACUUAAAGCUCUCACACACACAUAUACACACACACAAACACUCACACACAAAGAUGCACACUUUUACAGCUAUUUUGCAAAGAUGAGUUGCAUUGUAACUUAACCCGCCUCCUCGUAUCUUCUGGAGGGAAACACACACACAUGCAACAUGUUCUUACAACAGCAAACAUGUGAUAGUAUGACUAUGUGCAAUACAAAAAAAAUACAUUAUAUAUAGUUUUCUAAACACUUAAUAUCCUUUUUUUGUACUGAAAUGUACAAAUAUAUUGGUUUAUAUAUAUAUUUUCUCUUUUCAGUUACAACAUGCUGCUUAUUAUUGUGGUUAAUAUUAUUUACAUUAUUAUUAUUGUUGUUUAUUACCUGGUUUUUUUUCUUUUGUUGUGGCUUAAAGAAGUGUGCUUGGGUUUUGAAAGUAAUGAGCCGUGUGCCUUUUUUUCUAAUUGAAUGUUGGGAGUGCGUGUUGCCGCUCGAUGACGAAGGUGAUGAUGAAGACGAUCAGUGUUUUUGCAGAACAUCGAUGGCGGACUCUUCCUCUCCGGCUGCCGGGCUGGUCCUUAACGCAGGAGAGGAGGAAUCAGAAAGAGACGGGAGAUAAAAGUUAGACCAGCGAGGCAGGAUGGCUUCAGGAAAUGUAAUCUGAAAAAGAACAAAUAGCUUUCUCUCUUUUAUACAAUUACAACAAAGAGGUUGUGUUUGGUACAUUUUCCUUAUUUAUCCGAAAUGACCACAAGUGUGAGUGUUGUUUAACUUUGUGCCAUGUUGUUUGUUUUGACGCUAUCAUCCAGUACCUUCUCGCUUAUUGACAAUCAGUAAACGGCGACUGCUCUCUCCGUGUCAAACUGAACUGUUUGAACACCAAACCGUUCAGUAUUCUGAAUUUGACUGGGAAAUGCUGAAGAAGUCUGAACUUUUUUAAGUGAUUCUUUUGACGCAGAACGAUGAUGGAAAACGUGAGGAUCAGAUUUGUUACAGAAGAUUUUUUUUUUUUUUAAACUUGCCUGACAAUGUAUUGAAAGUUUGUUUCUCUGUAAAUGUGCCGUGCCUUGUGUGUAAAGUGAGCAGCACAAUCUUAAAAUAUUGCCUUCUUAUUAUCAUCUUUUUCACAAUCCUCUUUUGCCUGUUUUUAUUCUCUCAUUUACAGCAGUUCAACAUCAACUCUGGCUUUAUUUACACGCAUUAACUAUUUUUCUAGUCAAUAACUGACAGUAAAUAGACUUAGGCAGUAGUGUAGGUAAAGUGGUCAAACAUGUUAAUGUAACUUAUCCUAUAUGGUUGCAAUAUAAUGAUUUAGGAAAGUGAAAAAGGGCUUUUCAACACUGUAAAAUAGUGACACUUGGAUAAUUUUUGCAUUUUUAAAGCUCAAGUUUUACAUUUCUUAUCAUCGAUUGGCAGAUUUGUUGCAUAAAUACACCAAAAAAACAAUAACACAUGCAACUAUCUUUUUGUUGUUGCCAUAAAUGUGUUUAACAGGGUUUGAAAUGUACUAAAGCUAGUAUCAUGCAUGUAAACAAAGCCAGUGUUGUCUGUGAGCUUCCCAGAUAAUCCAGUAUGGAUGAAGUGCAUGGCUGAGGGCUCCAUCAUGGAGGUUAAAGGCAGACUGGUGUCGCUCUUUUUAUCUUCCCCAUGCAGCUUUCCUCUCAGGUGGUCCAGACGUCCACUUCUCCAAACCCCCUCGUUGCCAAUCCACGUCGACCAGAACGGUCUGUUUUGUGAAAAAUAGCUUUAUAAGGAGAGUCGCUGCAGAGUGUGUGUGAGGUGUUUCUGUUUCUGAGGUUAGAGAGUGAUGACUGACAAUCUUUGACUGACUUGAUAUCUGAUUUCUUCACUUGUGUAUCCUUUUUUCAUUUUGUAUUUUUACUCUAAGGAGUCUGUUGUUGUCUCUGAUGCUCCUUGAUGUAUGAUACACCUCUGUUACUCUUGAAUUUAUAUUUAUACAGAUAUACAUAUUUUUUUGUAUCUUUUUUUCUCCCCUUCUUUUUCAACUUCCCUUGUGCUAAUGUUCAAAAAACCAUGUCUACGCAGUAUUAUCGACGAUGUGAUGUGGACAGCUAUCUCUUUUUUUACAUUUAUGUAUGAAUUGAGAAUUUGUAAAAAUGCUUUCACAGCCCUUUGUGUGUAAAAUGUAUGUAUAAAUUAAAUUAACCAACUUCUUGGACUUGGCUUUA
Messenger RNA from Eleginops maclovinus (Patagonian blennie), 7366 nucleotides. RefSeq names its product large tumor suppressor kinase 2 (gene lats2). The coding region runs from base 502 to 3954 and encodes 1150 amino acids. The transcript has 9 exons. NCBI's taxonomy places the organism in Eukaryota, Metazoa, Chordata, Actinopteri, Perciformes, Eleginopidae. The record is from RefSeq and is a predicted model, not a curated record. Gene Ontology annotation, biological process: regulation of organ growth; peptidyl-serine phosphorylation; hippo signaling. Gene Ontology annotation, cellular component: spindle pole; nucleus. Gene Ontology annotation, molecular function: protein serine/threonine kinase activity; protein binding; ATP binding.